AUGCCACCCGCGAGCUCGUCCUUCACGCCCCUCAACAUCCAAGACAAUGUCGUACCAGAGUGGCUGGAUGCCUUCACCCUGACCGCGCCCCCAAACACCGAUCUAUGGAGGAAACCACCAUCAGGGGAUAUAUCGACGGCUCCAAUUCUCUACACCGCUCUGCGCAACCCUUUCAUAGUAGCAGAAGUCACAGUUUCAGCAGAUUGGGAGCUCGAAUGGGACCAGGGAGGACUGGUCAUAUUCGCGGGCACACCGCCAGGGCAGAUGCCGGUAGCAACAGCAAACGCGACAACGACACUUGAGGUCCCAAAUGUUGCGAGCAUAUGUUUGAAUGAUAGCGCGGCCCCGAGUUCCGCCAUGUCACUCUCGCAAACCUCCAGUAUUGACGAUGUUGAGAGGUACAACACCACAACUUCACAAAGCCCAGCAGAGGAUUCAGAUACCAGGCCCCAGUUAGAGCGUGGCCCUCCACCACCGUAUGUUGCUCCUGCGCCAGCAUCCAAGUGGGCCAAAGUUGGGCUUGAGUUUUCCAGCAACGCGUGUCAUGCCAGUUGUGUGGUCGCAAAUGGCGUAGGUGCAGACUGGUCAUUGAGCGCACUCCCACCCCAUCAACAACGACGCAUGGACUUGCGAGUCAAGAUUGAGCGCAUCGGCUACGCGCUGUGGGUCUCAUACGAGGAUGAACUGUCAGGCUGGAAGAAGCUGAGAGAGGUCACCUGGUUCUUCUGGGGUGUGGAAGACAAAGCCGUACGCGUUGGCGUUUAUGCGAGCCGACCUGCAAACUUUGGCAUCUCCAUGUGGGACCGGAGACACGCUGGAGGACUGAACAGAGGAGACCGAGAUCUUUGUGUUGAAUUUGAAGGUUUGGAGAUUUUCUAA
Messenger RNA from Alternaria arborescens, 879 nucleotides. RefSeq lists its product as hypothetical. Bases 1 to 879 code for a protein of 292 amino acids. The transcript has a single exon. Lineage: Eukaryota; Fungi; Ascomycota; Dothideomycetes; Pleosporales; Pleosporaceae. The record is from RefSeq and is a predicted model, not a curated record.